This is a messenger RNA of Microcebus murinus (gray mouse lemur), 8307 nucleotides long. Lineage: Eukaryota; Metazoa; Chordata; Mammalia; Primates; Cheirogaleidae. The record is from RefSeq and is a predicted model, not a curated record.
UCGUAUGUGUUAAAGAAACCAAGAGAGAAGAGUAUUUCCAAAAAUAUAAUUGGCUGACUCAGAUACCACUGAGGGGUUCAGUAAGAAGAAAACAGAAAGGUGUAUGUUGGAUUUGACCACUGGAAGGUCAUUGGUGGUAUUUAAGACUAAUUUCUCUGCAGUGACAGGGAUGGCUACAGUUUUGAAGAGAUUGAAUCAUGAAUGAGAGCAGUUAUCAUUACAGAGAAGAAGGAGAGGGAAGAGAAGAGGAUGAAGAAAGUAAAUGAGGACCCCCAGUAUGCAAGCAGAAGCCCCUGGCACAGCACCUGCCUUAUAAGAGGGUUCCGGAAAACUGGCAUUGAGUGAAGAUAUCCUCUGAGAGCCAAGCAAAGAACAUUAAGGAAGAAAAGAGGAAUGAGGUUGGAUCCAGUGCAGUGAACAAAAGGCACUUCCAGGAGAGGGGGACUCAUACCAGAAACUCGGCAGUGCCAGCAGAAUGAGAACUUACCGGUACUUCUUUCUGCUCUUUUGGGUUGGCCAGCCCUACCCAACUUUCUCAACUCCUUUAUCUAAGAGGACUAGUGGUUUCCCAGCAAAGAAAAGGGCUCUGGAGCUCUCUGGAAACAGCAAAAAUGAGCUGAACCGUUCGAAAAGGAGCUGGAUGUGGAAUCAGUUCUUUCUCCUGGAGGAAUACACAGGAUCCGAUUAUCAGUACGUGGGCAAGUUACAUUCAGACCAGGAUAGAGGAGAUGGAUCACUUAAAUAUAUCCUUUCAGGAGAUGGAGCAGGAGAUCUCUUCAUUAUCAAUGAAAACACAGGCGACAUACAGGCCACUAAGAGGUUGGACAGGGAAGAAAAGCCUGUUUACAUCCUUCGAGCUCAAGCUAUAAACAGAAGGACAGGGAGACCCGUGGAGCCCGAGUCUGAAUUCAUCAUCAAAAUCCAUGACAUCAACGACAAUGAGCCAAUAUUCACCAAGGAGGUUUACACAGCCACCGUCCCCGAAAUGUCUGACGUCGGUACCUUUGUUGUCCAAGUCACUGCAACUGAUGCCGAUGAUCCAACGUAUGGAAACAGUGCUAAAGUUGUCUAUAGUAUUCUACAGGGACAGCCCUAUUUUUCAGUUGAAUCAGAAACAGGUAUCAUCAAAACAGCUUUGCUCAACAUGGACCGAGAAAACAGGGAACAGUACCAAGUGGUGAUCCAAGCCAAGGACAUGGGCGGCCAGAUGGGAGGAUUAUCUGGGACCACCACAGUGAACAUCACGCUGACGGAUGUCAAUGACAAUCCUCCUCGAUUCCCCCAGAGUACAUAUCAGUUUAAAACCCCUGAAUCUUCUCCACCGGGUACACCGAUUGGCAGGAUCAAAGCCAGCGAUGCUGACGUGGGAGAAAAUGCCGAAAUUGAGUACAGCAUCACAGACGGAGAAGGGCUGGAUAUGUUUGAUGUCAUCACUGACCAGGAAACCCAAGAAGGGAUUAUAACUGUCAAAAAGCUCUUGGACUUCGAAAAGAAGAAAGUCUAUACCCUCAAAGUAGAAGCCUCCAAUCCUCACGUCGAGCCUCGAUUUCUCUACCUGGGGCCGUUCAAAGAUUCAGCCACGGUCAGAAUUGUGGUGGAGGACGUGGAUGAGCCUCCUGUCUUCAGCAAACUGGCCUACGUCCUACAGAUAAGAGAAGAUGCUCAGAUAAACACCACAAUCGGCUCCGUCACAGCUCAAGAUCCAGACGCCUCCAGGAAUCCUGUCAAGUAUUCUGUCGAUCGACACACAGAUAUGGACAGAAUAUUCAACAUUGAUUCUGGAAAUGGUUCGAUUUUUACAUCAAAACUUCUUGACCGUGAAACAUUGCUGUGGCACAACAUUACAGUGAUAGCAACCGAGAUCAAUAACCCAAAGCAAAGCAGCCGAGUACCUCUAUAUAUUAAAGUUCUAGAUGUCAAUGACAACGCCCCGGAAUUUGCUGAGUUCUAUGAAACUUUUGUCUGUGAAAAAGCAAAGGCGGAUCAGUUGAUUCAGACCCUACGUGCGGUUGACAAGGACGACCCUUACAGCGGGCACAAAUUCUCCUUCUCGUUGGCCCCCGAAGCAGCCAGUGGCUCAAACUUUACCAUUCAAGACAACAAAGACAACACAGCGGGAAUCUUAACUCGGAAAAAUGGCUAUAAUAGACACGAGAUGAGCACCUAUCUCCUGCCCGUGGUCAUUUCAGACAACGACUACCCAGUUCAAAGCAGCACUGGGACAGUGACUGUCCGGGUCUGUGCAUGUGACCACCAUGGGAACAUGCAGUCCUGCCACGCGGAGGCGCUCAUCCACCCCACGGGACUGAGCACAGGGGCUCUGGUUGCCAUCCUUCUGUGCAUCGUGAUCCUACUAGUGACGGUGGUGCUGUUCGCGGCCCUGAGGCGGCAGCGGAAGAAGGAGCCUCUGAUCAUCUCCAAGGAGGACAUCAGAGACAACAUCGUGAGCUACAACGACGAAGGCGGCGGCGAGGAGGACACGCAGGCCUUUGACAUCGGCACCCUGAGGAAUCCCGAAGCCAUAGAGGACGGCAAGCUGCGCAGGGACAUCGUGCCCGAGGCCCUUCUUCUGCCCCGACGGACUCCCACGGCGGCGGCUCGCGACAACACCGACGUCCGAGACUUCAUCAACCAAAGGCUGCAGGAGAACGACGCGGACCCCGCCGCGCCGCCCUACGACUCCCUGGCCACCUACGCCUACGAGGGCGCCGGCUCGGCGGCCGAGUCCCUGAGCUCGCUGGAGUCGGCCAGCACGGACGGCGACCAGGACUACGAUUACCUCAGCGACUGGGGGCCUCGGUUCAAAAAGCUCGCGGAUAUGUACGGAGGCGUGGACAGUGACAGAGACUCCUGAUGUGUUGUUGCCUUCUUCACGCGCCCGUGCGACACUGAAAUACAUGAGAUUUGGCUAUUUCUUUAUAUUUAUCCACUGCUCUUGUGAAGGGGUCCCCUGUUCCACCCGUUGCGAAAAGCCAGUGGCUGCAAGUCCGUGCGGAUCUAAUGUUAGAGACUUUUUUUUUCUAGUACACUUUUAUGAGCUUCCGAGAGGCAGAGUUUUAUUUUUCAGUGCAUCCAGUUAACCCAGUCAGCUCAACAGGCACGUGCCGGGAGGCGCAGGGAGCGGCAUCUUCGCGUGUCCUCUUAGGGCAGGUGGGGAACAUGCCUGUUUCCUCUGGCCUGGUGUUUGGCUACACUCCGUUGACUCAGGUCAGCUGACUGCUCUAACUGUAAAUUCCACAUGCUAAUGGGAUAAGGGAUUGUACUUUAACGAUUUAAAUAUAACCUUAGUAAAAGAAAUAAGGGUAUAUCAGCUCACAAGGAGAUAAACUAUAUAAGGGUGUGUUAUUUCUGUCACAAAGAAUUUAAAAUGAUACUUGCCCGUCCUGUUUGUUCUUCAAGAACUUUCUCUGGCACCACCUACUAUUCAAAACAUCAGAUCCACCAAUGUCUUAAAAUUCUUGUUACUCUUAAGGAAUAGAAGGAAAUUCAAUGGCAGCAUUCAAAAACAAUAACAAAAAACUUAAUAAGACUUCAUUCCUUACCACUAACUCCUAAUUUGUUAUAUAUUAGACAUGUAAAAGGUUACUCUUGCACCCUAUAAAGGGAAAGGGAAAAUAGCUAUUAAUGUUAACGAAGGGAAUAUUUUAGCAUAUGUGACAACUUUGGCCACCAAAUGUAUCAAGGAUUACUAGAGAUUCUUUCAACUGUCAGUAGGUUAAUGACAAACAAGUCUAAUUAUUUAAAAGCUCUUGGAAGAGUUUUUCUGAGAUAAAUUUUAACUCCUUGUCUGUAGUUGUCAGUAUUAUUCUACUAUACUGUAUUUGAAAGUAGCAAUGUGAAGUACAAUAAUUCAUAUUUUUCAGAUACUUUAUUUCUUACACAAUUAAAUUGAAUUAGUAAAGUUAGAUUAAAUAAAACUUAAAUCCCACUCUUGAAGUUCAAUGGAGAGGUUAGAGCCAGCCACACAUAAACCUAAUACCCAGCCCUUCACAUCCAGAAACAUCUAUAUAUUUAUAUAACAUGAUAGAUAUCUAUGAAUAACGUUGAGAUCAUGGUGAAAACCUACAUAUUCCAUGUCUGGAAGACGCUUUCACCGGGAAAACUUGGAUUCCCUUCAACAAGAGUGUUUAAGAUUGUAAUUAAAAUGAUAGUUGACUUUCAAAAGCAUUACUAUUUUCCCAUUGUUUUUAACUUUGCUUUCAUGGCCAUCCUGCCGUGCUUGUCUUUGAACUAAUGAUAAAGUAAUGGUCUCAAACUACGACUGAAAAGUAAUGUAAAAUCUAUCCAAUCUAUUAUUUCUCUAAUUAUGCAAUUAGCCUCAUAGUUAGUUGUUAUUCAGAGGACCCAAGUGAACUGAACUGAUCCUUCUGGCAGGUUCAAAUUAUUUAUUUCAUGUGGCUGUUCUAAUGACUUUUGUCAAUAGAAUCUUACAUUAUGCAGUCAUCAGAAAUUUCCAAAGUACUGUAAUGAAAAUAUCCUUGUUUUGAAAACCUAAAAAACAGGCUCUGUGUAUAUAUAAUAUAUACUUAAGAAUAUGCUGACUUCACUUAUUAGUCUUAGGGAUUUAUUUUCAAUUAAUGUUAAUUUUCUACAAAUAAUCGUAGUGUCAUUUCUAUUUGGGAAUAGUGUCAUAUCAGCACAUAUUUUCUGUUUGGAAAUUCAUUGCUGUUUAAGUUUUAAAUUAGGUAUAUUACCCAGAGAGUAAAUAUGUCACCUUUAAAACAAGAGAAAUGUAGUAUUUUGGGUUACUCAAUUCAAGUGAAAAAUUUUUACAAACAUAUUAUUCCUUGUGUUUCCUGAAUGGUUUCCUAUUUUACAAUGGACUACCCUGUAUGCUAACAAGUAUUUCAUGCUUGAGCUAUUUCCUGCUUUCAGGGUUUCUUUUUCUAGUUAUUCAUACACACACACACACACACACAGAGAGAGAGAGAGAGAGAGAGAGAGAGAGAGAGAGAAGAAUGCAAACAAAAAUCUAUAAGAGGUCUUCACUCUAAUUGAUAUGUAUCAUAGUCACAGGUAAGUGUUAAAAAAGUUAGUUUAAAGUUAAUUAAUAAGUACUAGUUAUUUAUAGCAAUAGAACAGCACCUUAAUCACACGACUUACUGUACAAUUAAAGAGCUCUCUAUCUUUAUGUUUUCUGUCAUUUAACAAAUUGAAUUAAGAAAGAUAGUCCUGUAAAAAGAAAGUUAUCAUCAAAAGUUGAGGGUUGACACCAGCAAUUUCCAGUGUUUAAGGGUAGGGUUUACUUUCUCCUAAUAAGUGAAAAUAUGUACUCCUGUAGUUUUUGAGAUGUAAUUGGCAGGAUCUUUUAUCUCACCCUGAAGAUGAUACAAUGUACCAAGAACAGAAUAAUAUGCCAAAAUAUUGAAAUAACUUUAAUCUCUUACCACAAAAGACGAUGAUGAAGUAAAUUUAUAGGAAAUUGGAUAAUUUGAAACUGGAGCUGAAUAUUUAGUACUAGGGUCUUGUAAGUAUCAAGUUGGAGUGAUAUCUUCCUAUAAUUAAGACUCUUUGACAUCAUGGAAACAGUAAAAGCCACAGUUCCAUCAUUCUCCGGCUCAGUCUUACUUCCUUACCACUAAAAUAUCAGGUCAAACACGAUUCCAUGUGCAGAUUUUUUUUAAAGUGAUAGGUCCUGGGUCAAUAUGAAAGAUUACUGGAGGAAAAUAAGUAGUUUUCAAAAGCUCAGUAUUCACAUUGCCUGCCUGUGUCCUUAUUUUAGAUGUUUAUGGUUUAAAAAAAUGGAAGGACAAUGGGAAGAAGUAAAAUUUAAAUAUUUGCUUUAGUCACUGAAAAACUAAAAUUGCUUCAACAUAAGCAAGGUUGUUUUUAUGCAUUGUUUCAAGGACGUUGAGGCCUUUCUGGCAUUUUUUUCCCCUCUCUUCAAAGAGAAAGAUUUCCUUAAACUACUAAGAUGUUUAAAUCAGAUUGGAGAAAAGCAAAGAUGGCUCCAUAUAACCACAAGAGAGGGAAUCUGGGCACAGUAAAUGUAUGUUUGUUUCAGAACUUUCCUUUACAGUUUGGAUGCAUAAAGGGAGGUUCAGCUACAAAAUUACUCCAUUUUCAGAUAGAACAAAACCUGGCAGUUCAAUUUUAGCUCAGUAUAAAAAAGUGUGAUUUAGUUUUCACUUUCAGGUCCCAAAGAGUUGUGCAAAAGUUCUUAAAAAUUGAAUCUGUAUCUUAGAAGCAUCCAAAUUUUAUGGAUCCAAAUUAGUGUUAGGACUUUUCCAUUACUUUCAUUUUUAAGUACAGAAAUUUUUGAAGUCCUGAUUUGCUGAACAAUAUCUCACAUCAAAUGCUUUGCCUAGAAGUGGAUAUUUCACUGGGUAUAAUGGUAUAUAAACUAUGCAUUGGACAUUUCUAGAUUCUGUAUACUUGAGUAUCAUAAAAUGUGCAGUUGAGAGAUCAGAGUUGAUUCCUGAAAACAAACUAAAUAUUUAAAUCAGGUACUCAUCCUUAUCAGCUCAAUUCAUUUUUCCCAGGAAUAGACCUCCAAAUAAAUUCUUUUAUCCUAGUCACUAGUUUUGAAGUGGUAUAAUUACUCUGGAAGAAACACUCUAAAAAGUCAUGAUUCCCAAUAUUUUGAAAAGUACCCUCUGAAAAGGAUUGUUGUAAUAUAAUUUUAAUUUUUAUGUUUUAUCUAGAUGAAAUCUUUUUUGAAUUCCAACAGUGUAGCAAGGGACUCAAAAUCCAAGCAGUCUGCUGUGUUCAAAUUAACACCACAACCUUCUUUAUAAGAUUAUAAGAGUAGAAAGAUUAACACUUGGUAUGUAAAUCUUCAGGAAGAUGAACUACUUCCUAAGCUCUGACAGCAGCUUUCUUUUCCAGAGAAUACAGACUUACAGUACGGUCUGCUUAAAAGUUCAGGGACUAUUAUGGUUGCAGCAUUUUUAAUCUCCCUAUGGCAUCUUUAUGGAAUAAUUUUCUAAAGGGAUAAUUCUCUACUAAAAAUAUCAGACCCAGACCAUAUUUAAUGUGGAGAGCAAUAUACCCUCUUAGAGAGAAAAUACAUUGACUCACACACUUGUUAAAAGUUAAUAAAGAAAUAGCUCAUUUUUAAAGCCAGAAGUUUAUGGCCUCUGCAUCGUCAAUUUAAUUUAAGCAUUGCUGCAACUAUCUUUAAUCUACUCCCCAUUUUGUAAUACCUUAUUUAUGACGCAUUUUUAUUUUUUAUUUGGGGGGGGGGACAUUAGCCCAACAGAGCCAGCAGAUGAAAGUGUUGAAAAGAGGUCAAAUGAAAACAAAGGCUCUUACUCACUAUAUUUCAGACAGGACUGAGGCACUUAGCCGAGGAGCCACUGGGUUAUUAGAUUAAUUUCAAAAGAGCUUUUACAAGUUGCUUAAUUCCAUUUUUUUUUUUAAAACCUGUGGACCACAAACUUAAAUUUCUCCUCAAACGGGGUUAAUUUGACAAAUGAGGCAUGGACCCAGCGUUGUGGAAAAAGCAUUCCUCUAUAAUGAGAUCUUGGUCUUUCUUGUGAGACUAUGCUAUUUAUGUAAAUAUGUCUGGAGGCACCUUUUAUAAUCUUUUAGUUUUCUAUGAUCUAUUAGUUUAGCGUUUAUUAAAGAAUCAAAUGUAUAGAGUUACGAGGCAUUUAGGGGGAAUGCUGUGUAGCAAGUGUAAAACUGAUCUGCUCGGAAGAAACAUAGGAACGCUCCAAACCCACUGUACUGUUUUUUCCUUUGUGAUUAUUUUCGUUGCUUUGAGAGUGAACUGCAUAAGAAUAGGCCUUAUAAUAAAUGCUAUGUGCGUCUUCAGUAGUACCAAGCUAAGGCAAUUUGGCAUUCUCCUACUGUGAUUUGUGAUUUCUAAACCCAGAAAAUAAAAGCUUUUCGGUAUUGAUUGUUUUUAAUUAAAAAUACUUCCAAGUAUAAAUUGAAACUGAUGCCACCCUUGAAGAUUUACCGGCUGGAGUGCUCAGUUCAUGUCGUUUUCCUCGGUACCAUUCGCGUCUUUGGCAACAAGAACACCUGAUGGAAGAAAUCACUGCUCAGCUUCCGUCAGCAUUUCUAGUUAGGGAGAUUUCCAUAACCUCACAGUUCACCUGAGAAAGUUUUCUGUGUGAGAAGAACGGGGUUGAGAAUAUUAACGUCUAGCUCAGUGUGGCCGGGCCUUUUGUUGUAGUCAAAUGGCAAAUACGCACUCCUUGAAAUGGCUUCUUUUAUUUUGUUUUCUUAGACUUAUAAAUUUGAAAAGAAUGCAAUUUAAAAAGUGAUUUCUCACAAAGAGUAAAUAUGCCUUUUGCAAAUCAAUUUUUGUAACAAGUUAUUUAUAUGAUAUUACUUAAUAAACUGGUUUUUUUCUAA